AUGAACGUCACUAGUAACGGGUACUACUCCUCAAAUUACCUCAAGAACCGAGAACGUUAUGGCAGGCGAUAUUACGAUGACAGCGAGUCGGGAUCAGAUUGGGGUACUAUGAUGAUGAAUGAUGAAGGCGAUUAUUCGUUCAAUGACCAUGAUGAGGACUAUGAAUCGCAUGGCGAAGAACCAACAAAGCUGCAAAAAAUUACGGAAAUUAAACCAAAAUCUAUCCUCAAACUGUCGGGAAGCAAUAAUCAACCAAAUAGUGGCGUGAAGCAAAAUGCAAGAUUCACGUCAGAUAUAGAGGAUUCAAGCAUUAGCACAGUUACAGAGCGUGAGAGUCUGAACAUUGACUCACCUGUUACACAUUCGACUAAAAGUCCGGUGAAAAGUGAAGUAGCUACACCUACACCCACAGUUUCAGAUGAUCCAGAUUACCUUGUGGAAGGGAUGACACCUGCUCAACUUAUCAAUCAGCAGAACAGUUCCUAUUCGUACUAUGACAACAGGCGAGGUUAUUACCAACAGCCUUCCCCAAACAGAAAUCCCUACUAUAGAACAAAUUCAGGCGGUGCCGGAACUUACUCAGGCAAUAUCAUUGGUAAUGGCACUUACAUGGCUCCUCCUAGGAAAAGAAAAGAAAGGAAAGUGAUCAACCAAUUUAAUCCUGAUGACCACUAUAUAAAACAACAAAGAAGAUACGACUCGUCGACGUAUAAACCAACUAUGUAUCGACACAAGACCUUCAGAGAAGUAUUUGACGAUGAGAAUAAACUAGAAAGACAAGCAGAAUACAACCCAAUGGAGUUUGUAUUCCAGGCACCAACGUCAGAACAGAAGAAUGAGAAGAAUAUUAGAAAGACUUUCAAGUCUCUUACCGGUAAAAAAGAUUACAAUGAUCUUGACUACUACGAGCAGCAAGAGCGAGAUAGAAAAUUAAGAGAGGAGAAAAUAGCAGCUGAAGAAAGAAGAGAAAGGGAAUUAUCUGAAAAGGUAUAUUUGAAUGAAUCUGAGGAAUUGGAAUUGAAACAGAGAAGGAAAAAAUUGAAGAUAUUGAAAUUCGGCAACAUGUUAAAGUUUGGAAAGAAAAAGGUAGUCCCAGUCCUGGAUGUAGAAGGAGAUGUUUUUCUGGACGGUGAAGGUAGCAUUUUCGUCAAGAAUGGCGAUGGACUGGAAUCAUUGGUAGGUAAACAUGCAUUAAAAGAUACAGCGUCCACUGCUGAGCUAUUAGUAGAUGGUGCUGGAAAUGAGAGGAUAGUUUAUUCCACGGAUAGUGUACGUCCAAGUAAUGCAUCAGUUAAGUCUAGAAGGAGCGAGAAGACUGCCAGGAGCGAAAAGAUUCAUCAUGUUGCUCCAGUUAACAAUAUACCUAUAGGGGCAAAUGCGAACCCUAAUUUCACCUGGUGGUGGAACUAUAUACUCUCCUGGAUAGUUUACGAAAGGGCAGUGGAAGAUGAAGCAUCAAUUCAUGAUACGAAAUCGUAUGUGGGGACCACGAAGUCAGGAAAAAGCUCGAAAAGUCAGAAAUCAAGUUCAACUGCUUUGGUGGCAACGCCAAAGACUGACAUUGCACAGGUGGACGAUACGCAUGAAGAACUUUCACCCUGGAAGAAGAUUAAAAGAAUCCCAAAAAAUACUAAAACUACAUGGCAAGCACUCCAGCAACCUGCAGAUCUGAGAUUUAUUAAAGGAGGUUGGUCGGCUGCUGUCCAAGCAGUAGAGAGAGAUCAAGCAGAACAGGAAGCUUUACAAGCACUUGGUACUGAUGGUCAUUCAGUAAUCACUUAUCCGAGGUCUACCAGAACAGGAAUUACUUCCUAUGAUUAUGACCCAGAUACGAAAGAUCUAGUAGUGGAAACGGAUGGUGGCCCAGUGCAAGAAGAACUAUAUUACAAUCCGAUUCAUGAUCAUUUGGGAGAAUCCCCCCCAACACUGUACAAUUCCUUGAGUCCUGCUAUCUUGAGUCCGGAAGAAGAAACUGGCCCAGUUGCAAUUAUAUCUAAUAUCGCCUCGACAAUCAAAGGAAUAAAGAUUAUGAAAAUUCUUUUUGCCCCAAUUGAUGUAAUCGGAGAAACUUUCCCUAAUUUACAGACAAUUGUUAUUAUGGUAGAAUUAGUGAUUUUCGUGUGGAUAUUGUAUGAAUUGAGUCUAUUGGUGGAUGCCUUGUGUAUGAUGGUUAAGGCUGUCUGUGCCCCAAUGAUUGCUGUAGGUAAAUUUAUGAAUAAAAUAAUGUAG
Messenger RNA from Dujonia railenensis, 2229 nucleotides. NCBI's taxonomy places the organism in Eukaryota, Fungi, Ascomycota, Pichiomycetes, Serinales, Debaryomycetaceae. The record is from the annotation of a GenBank genome assembly.